Oreochromis aureus is the source of this 1536-nucleotide messenger RNA. RefSeq names its product C2 calcium dependent domain containing 4A (gene c2cd4a). Bases 160 to 1503 code for a protein of 447 amino acids. The record is from RefSeq and is a predicted model, not a curated record. Lineage: Eukaryota; Metazoa; Chordata; Actinopteri; Cichliformes; Cichlidae. The transcript is spliced from 2 exons.
GAGCCACAGAUCUGCAGGACCUCCAUCUGCUGUCAAGAGAGCCCUUACAACUUCUCUAUCUUUCAGCACCUUACUGGAGCUUUUGUCCUUUUUGGGAUAAUAUUGUGGAUUAUCCAUAGCCCCAGAUUAUAAGAGUUUUGGAUUUCUUCCAGAGGACCCAUGUGGAUGGUGGAGAGGAUCCGCAUGUCAGUGGAGAGAACUAGCCUGCCUACCUUGACAGCAGAACUCAGCUAUAAACUUGGUGAUAUCAUGUUGGGAGAAAAGGCAGACAAAUCCAAACGGAUUUCUCUUUGUCCUAAUAUCAUCACCCCUGACAACAUCCCAGAAUUCUGCAUCCCCCCAACGAUCCUGUCCUUGCAGGAGAAGAACACGGAGCAAAGCCGAGCAGCUCGCAUUAUGAAGGUGCCUCCAGGUGGAGGACCCAGCCCUGAGACGGAGAUGACGUUUCACGAGCCGUUCAACCAACAUAUUAUUCAGGUAGAAAGUGUGGAUGAGAGCCCCUACGAUGGCUGCAGUGAUGAAGAGAGCACCAAUGCCGACCCUCAGAGCCAGGCUGCCUUAUCGCUUCCACACUUAGCCAAAACCCAGACCAGCUAUGGCUUUUGCACUCUACUAGAGAGCCCCCACACAAGAAGAAAGGAGUCAAUUUUCCAUUCUGAUCCAGGCUCUUCUCCCCUGCUGCUGCCCAGAAGUCGAUCCAGCAUGUGUUCCAAACUCACCCCCUCCACCUCGCCCUCCUCCUCUCCUUCCUCCUUUAGCCUUAACAGCCUGACCUCCAGGCUUUCCCCAAGAGGCUACACCCUAAACUGGCAGACCACUCUAGACAGUGAUACCACUUCCUCUACUGAAUCCUCUCCUUUCAGCUCGCCGCUGCUGGCCAGGUGCCCUGCCAAGUCUUCCCUCUUCAAAGCGCUGAGCCAUGAACUGCUGUUGUCAAGGAACAUAAGGAAAGCAAUGGUGUCUAGGAACAAUUCCCUGUCCACAGAUGAAGGCAGCUCCACCGACAACAGCCCCAAUGUCAUGAGGAGGGCAUCAGAGGGGUUAGCUGAAGGGCUGCCCAGCAACUACAGCCUGGCACCACCCACCAUUUUCCCCAUGGACUUGAUUCUGCAUAGAGAGAGGGUCAUGAAGGAAAAAAUGGUGCCCAUUGGAAAAGAGGGCAGUCUGAGACUCUCAGCAGAAUACUGUCCAGAUAACCGAAGACUGCGAGUUCGACUCAUCAGUGCAGAGGGUCUUUAUCCCCUGUCUGUAGACCCCAAGAUUAUCAACUGUAGUGUCAGCCUGUCUCUGAUUCCCGGAAAAAUCCAGAAGCAACGCAGCACCGUCAUCAGAAAGAGCCGUAAUCCGAUCUUCAAUGAGGAUUUCUUCUUUGAUGGUAUCUCAGAGGAAGACCUCAGCCAACGGUCCCUUCGCUUUAAAGUCGUGAACAAAAUGUCCACUCUGAAAAGAGACUAUCUGCUUGGUGAUUGUGAUUUGCCUCUUUCAAGCAUUGUAACCUUAUAAAGUCAAGUACUUUUUUAAUGUACUGAAUUAUUU